Messenger RNA from Rhopilema esculentum, 932 nucleotides. RefSeq names its product riboflavin-binding protein. Gene Ontology annotation, cellular component: external side of plasma membrane. Lineage: Eukaryota; Metazoa; Cnidaria; Scyphozoa; Rhizostomeae; Rhizostomatidae. The record is from RefSeq and is a predicted model, not a curated record. Gene Ontology annotation, molecular function: signaling receptor activity.
GACAUUUACCGCCUGAUAUAGUUAGCAGCGCUUGAUGGAUUAAACUAAAUAAGCAAAGCCUAGAUUGCUCGUGGUUGUCCUGUUACAAUUGGAGAGAAAUAUGUGCGUUGCGCGUGUCUUCAUCGUUGCUGUAUUCCUAUGCCUCCAGUGGGAAGAAUCACAUGCAGAAAAAUGCUUGUCAGGACCUUACCACCUGAAUGCGUCGAGGCCAGGCGGAUCAGGCUUUGCAACUUGCUUCAAUUACAAAGACAAUGCCUGCUGCAGCGAUGAAUUGACCAAAGUUGUCAAGAACAAACCUGAAUCUCUUUACAAUUUCACGUGGCAUCAUUGCAAAAUGGUGUCCAAGCAAUGCAUGGAAUACCUCGUCAAUGAAGAGUGCUUCUACCAAUGUGACCCGACACUUAUCCGAUAUCAAAGAGCAGGGCGACCGGAUGCUGUCCAAAGAGUACCAAUUUGCUCCGGCUAUUGCGACCAGUGGUUUGAUGCAUGCAAAAAUGAUAUGACAUGCGUCGAGAAUUGGGAAACCGGCUUCGCAAAAAUAGGGAGUCACUACGCAUGCCCCAAUACAUCAAAAUGUCUCACAUUUGAAAAGGUUUACAAAAAUGGCGCGGGUCUUUGCAAUAAGAUGUGGGGCGUGUCCUUCUAUUACCAAAAUGCAAAUCAGACCUGUUACCAAAUGGAUGGAGAAAAGCAAAAGGUGGGCAGCAAUGGGUGUUGCAUUCGAAUUCUUUUGGCUUGCAUGGCGACGUCGAUAUUGCUAUCAAUUUCGCUUGGGUUCUUUGGCAAUUGAACUCCAAAGCUGAUUCAGCUCUUUACAAGAAUUUCAAUAACUUAUAGAAGUUUUGUAUGGAGUUUAACUUUAGCUGUAGCUUUGUAGCUUGUCAUGUAUUUAGAAUAUGCUGAUAAGUCGUUAAGAAUGUGGAAAAACUGUU